This is a messenger RNA of Thalassophryne amazonica, 914 nucleotides long. It is a transcript of the gene fam219ab, whose product is annotated as family with sequence similarity 219 member Ab. NCBI's taxonomy places the organism in Eukaryota, Metazoa, Chordata, Actinopteri, Batrachoidiformes, Batrachoididae. The transcript has 6 exons. The record is from RefSeq and is a predicted model, not a curated record. Bases 196 to 762 code for a protein of 188 amino acids.
GGAGUUACCGUCAUCCCACCGCUGGCGUCGACGCCGUGUCUGCUGGGAUGAAGCUCGACGGAGAACCGCAGAGAUCCUCACAAAUCUGAGACGCCAAAACCUGCCAGGAUCACCGAAAAGAGCCGUUAGUGACAAAACUGAGCGGUGCUGAGCAGGAGUCCGGAGGAGAAGGAGGAGAGGAGGAGAGGAGCCAAAAUGAUGGAAGAAAUCGACAGAUUUCAGGUGCCGAGCGCCGCGCAGGACGCGGAGAUGCAGCCGCUGGAUCCAGCCUCAUCCACAACAUCAGAGGCAGACUCGGACACCAGGGAGGGGGAACCUGUCACGAUCAACUACAAGCCUUCACCUCUACAAAUGAAAAUAGAGAAACAGAGAGAGCUGGCCAGGAAGGGUUCGCUGAAGAACACCAACACUGUUGGUAGCCCGGUCAACCAGCAGCCCAAGAAGAACAAUGUCAUGGCCAGAACACGGUUGGUAGUUCCCAAUAAAGGCUAUUCAUCUUUAGACCAGAGCCCAGAUGAGAAGCCCUUGGUGGCCCUAGACACUGACAGCGAUGAUGACUUUGACAUGUCAAGAUACUCGUCAUCAGGAUACUCUUCUGCUGAGCAAAUUAACCAGGAUCUGAACAUCCAGCUGCUGAAGGACGGCUACCGUCUGGACGAGAUCCCAGACGACGAGGACUUGGACCUGAUCCCACCCAAAUCCGUCAACCCUACCUGCAUGUGCUGCCAGGCAACUUCCUCCACUACCUGUCAAAUACAGUAACCCAACCCCCUUUGACCCUUCUGCCUUUCCCACAUGACGUACCCCCCCCCCCCCCGAUCUUCAUGUGCUGUGAGUUUGCUUGCAGUGACAAUGCAAACAAUGACAGAAUACUAUAAUUAAGUGCUUUGACGAUAGUAACUAAUAAUCAGAUG